Molecule: messenger RNA, 879 nt
Organism: Ostreobium quekettii
Lineage: Eukaryota; Viridiplantae; Chlorophyta; Ulvophyceae; Bryopsidales; Ostreobiaceae
Source: the annotation of a GenBank genome assembly
AUGCCUGCGGAAACUUCGCAGCCUCCUCCCCAUCAUCAUCAUUUUCUACAGAAAGAAACUUCCGGGCCUCACCCACCCCCUUGCAAAACCCGAGGUGGGACAAAACAGGUGGUGAAAGGAGCUGCCUGUCGCCAGCAGGGCGCGACAAGACAGCACGGCCUGAGCCGCGGAGCUGCGAAGGUCAUGGCGGCCACUCUGGCACUGCCCGACGGCCCUUCGGGUCUCGCGGUUCGAGCUGUGCUGCGGCUCUGUGGAAGGUCUGAAGACUACGACGUGACUUGUGGAUCAGCAGAUCCCGUCCUGGACGACAAGGCCGCCGGGGUCCAUUUGAAGGGCGCAGACACCGUCUGCCGUUAUCUGGUGUCCAGUUGCACCGGAAAAGAAGCGGAUCUGCGAGCUGCAGCCACGGGGCAGCUCCUGGGAUGCACCCCCAUUCUGGCGGCCCAGGUUUCGCAAUGGCUGGCCUUUGCACAUUCUGAGCUGUCACCUCUGACCGACGACAAGCUUGACAAGCUGAAUGCAUUUCUGGCACCACGUGUCUUCCUGGUGGGUACGAGCCUGACGCUUGCGGACAUAUGCAUUUUCGUCGUCGUCCACAAAGCAGUGACAGGAUUUCCCGUGGCUCAGACAAAGCGCUUCUGCAACCUGUUGCGGUGGCACGACUUGAUGCUGAACAUCGCAGAAUGGUCCGGUAUCAUAGCAACAGUCCCGCUAAGGAAGCCAGUCUUUGACUUCACACCACCACAGCCGCCCCCACCACAGCCCAAGGCACCAAAAACUGAUCCAGGUCAGGCCCAGCAGGCUGACUCAAAGGCCAGCUCAAAAGCUGAAUCGAAGGCUGCAAAAAAGUCCAGUGCAGUUGAGGCAACGAAGACCUGA